Arabidopsis thaliana (thale cress) is the source of this 817-nucleotide messenger RNA. RefSeq names its product AWPM-19-like family protein. The transcript has 4 exons. The record is from RefSeq and is marked reviewed. Bases 195 to 668 code for a protein of 157 amino acids. NCBI's taxonomy places the organism in Eukaryota, Viridiplantae, Streptophyta, Magnoliopsida, Brassicales, Brassicaceae.
CCACAGCAACUCAGCUUUACAACUGCGGAAACAAAAAAAAUAAAAUGACCUUAUCAAGAAAAACCAAACAGCCUUAACCAAGAAAAGCACCAUUACUCUAACCUCUCUUGAACCUAUAUAAACCCUAAGCUCUUAAGCUUUAACAAGAAAAAAAACAUAAGCUCUUAAUCAAGUCAUUUCACACCCAAGAAAAAAUGGUGGAACAUCAGAUGAAACCGGUGGCCUCUUUUCUUUUAGUCCUGAACUUUUGUAUGUAUGCCAUUGUUCUUGGAAUUGGCGCAUGGUCCAUGAACAAAGCUAUCAACCAUGGUUUCCUUAUUGGUGCGGAUUAUAGUCUUCCGGCUCAUUUCUCGCCGAUACAUUUUCCAAUGGGUAAUGCGGCCACCGGAUUCUUCAUUAUGUUUGCUUUAAUUGCUGGAGUUGCUGGAGCUGCCUCGGUUAUCUCCGGCAUCAGUCAUCUCCAAUCAUGGACAACGACUAGUCUCCCGGCAGCUGUCUCUGCCGCCACUAUUGCUUGGUCGCUAACACUUUUAGCCAUGGGAUUUGGUUGCAAGGAAAUUGAACUUGGGAUGAGAAAUGCUCGUCUGAGGACAAUGGAGGCAUUUCUAAUUAUACUUUCGGCAACACAACUUCUCUACAUUGCUGCUAUAUACGGCGUUCGAAAAUAAUUCUAAGAAAUCAUACUGUUUUCUUUUCUUCUUUUUCUUUGUUUUGUAAUUUAAAUUCUUAUCCGAUUUGUUUAUUAAGAUGUAAUUGUGUGGUUUGGAUUAUUUGAUUGGAUUUCUACUAGAACCCUUUAUCAUUUAUAUUUUGUGUC